Molecule: messenger RNA, 5198 nt
Organism: Hibiscus syriacus
Lineage: Eukaryota; Viridiplantae; Streptophyta; Magnoliopsida; Malvales; Malvaceae
Product: DNA repair protein UVH3-like
Biological process (GO): nucleotide-excision repair
Cellular component (GO): nucleus
Molecular function (GO): single-stranded DNA binding; DNA endonuclease activity
Source: RefSeq, a predicted model, not a curated record
GCGGCAAUGGCAACGAACUUCAUGGUAAAGUUCUAUAAUUCGACAAACAAAAAACAAAAUGUUUGAAAAAUCUUGCUGAUCAAGCCAAAAUGGGAGUUCACGGUCUCUGGGAACUACUGGCUCCCGUCGGCCGCCGCGUGUCCGUUGAAACUCUAGCCGGAAAGAAACUCGCCAUCGAUGCAAGUAUUUGGAUGGUUCAAUUCAUGAAGGCGAUGCGAGAUGAGAAAGGAGAAAUGGUUCGGAACGCGCAUUUGUUAGGGUUUUUCAGGAGAAUUUGCAAGCUUUUAUAUCUAAAAACUAAGCCUGUUUUCGUCUUCGACGGUGCCACGCCGGUUCUCAAGCGCCGCACUGUUAUUGCUCGCCGUCGGCAGCGAGAAAAUGCCCAGGCUAAGAUCCGCAAAACCGCUGAAAAAUUGCUCCUCAAUCAACUAAAACAAAUGAGAUUGAAAGAGUUGGCAAAGGAUCUCGAUAACCAGAGGAGAAUGCAAAAGAAUAGUAAUAAGGGUAAGAUGGUUUCUUCGGAUAACCGCUCUGACACUAACAUUCCAGGAUAUAAUGCCAAUGUGGAAUUGACAAAAGAAGAUGAUGUAAAGCUGAAGGGAAAAUUAGAAGUGCCUAGUACUGCAAAGGAUGGGGGCCACAAGGACAAUGAAGAUGAAGAUGAAGAUGAAGUGAUAAUACUGCAUGAUAUUGAUGGAAAUAUUGAUCCUGAUGUUUUAUCUGCCUUGCCACAAUCAAUGCAACACCAACUUCUUAAGCAGAAUGAUGCUAAGGGUAAGAAUAUUCUACUAAAUAACCCGAAUCAAUCUAACAUUGAGAGGAGUAGCAUAGAACAUGACACUACGGCAUCAAUUAGUUGCAAUCAGGAAAAGCUGGAUGAAAUGUUGGCAGCGUCUCUCGCAGCACAGGAAGAUAGCAGCUUAGCUAAUAAUGCAUCAGCAUCAGUUGCAGCUAUCCCUUCUGAGGAGGAUGGUGAUGAAGAUGAAGAGAUGAUACUUCCAGCAAUGCUUGGGAAUGUUGAUCCCACUGUUUUAGCUGCUUUGCCUCCAUCUCUGCAACUUGAUCUUCUUAGUCAGAUGCGAGAAAGGUUGAUGGCUGAAAAUAGACAAAAGUAUCAAAAAGUCAAAAAGGCGCCUGAAAAGUUCUCUGAGCUACAAAUACAAUCUUAUCUUAAAACUGUUGCUUUCCGUCGAGAGAUAGAUGAAGUUCAGAAAGCUGCUGCUGGGAGGGGGGUUGCUGGCGUACAGACGUCCAGGAUAGCCUCUGAAGCCAACAGAGAAUUUAUUUUUUCAUCGUCAUUUACUGGAGACAAACAGGUACUUGCAUCUGCUAGAAAAGAGAGAGAUGAAAAUAAGCAACAAGAGAUACAUUCAGAUCAUCCUUCAGGUUCUUUGUGUAGUGUUAAACCAAGCUGUAAGUCUAAUGUGUUAACAGACUCAGUCCCUGAUGAAUCUACUAGUGCUCCUGAUGACGAUGUUGGGACAUAUCUUGAUGAGAUAGGCCGUGUAUGUGUCAGUAGAGUGAGAGGUAUGGGGAUUCGUAUGACUCGUGAUUUACAAAGGAACUUAGAUUUGAUGAAAGAGAUUGAACAGGAAAGAACAAAUUUGAAUAAGGGUGUGAAUCUGCAGUCUGUGCCAGAUAAGAACAAAAUUGACACUUCAAAGAGUGUAUCUAGUGGAAACCAUUUUGUAGAAAUUUCACAUGAUGGUAACUCUGAAUCUGUAAAUGUGAAUGAGAACCAGCAGUCUGCAUUUAAAACUGAAGCUUGUAUGGAAAUAACUUUCGAAUAUGAUGGAAAGAACGAGUAUUUUGAUGAUGAUGAUGGUGAUAUUUUUGCAAUGUUAGCAGCAGGUGAUCCUGUGACACUACCUUCUCCUGAGGAAAAAUCUUCGAGAAAGCAGGCUUUGGGUUCUGAUUCAGAUUUUGAGUGGGAGGAAGUUGUGGUUGAAGGAAAUGGGAAUGGUGUUACUCUUGGUAUGAAUGCUGAAAAAACUCUUUUGAACAAGGAAAACAAUAUUACUGAUGAGAGUGAAGUUGAAUGGGAGGAAGAGCCAUCUGAUGCUCCCAAUAGUUCCUCUGUCCCUGUUGAAUCGGGUAGAGUGCUUUCUAAAGGUUAUUUGGAAGAGGAGUCUGAUCUACAGGAAGCGAUAAGGAGAAGUCUUACAGAUGUAGGCGUUGAAAAAUCUAAUUAUUUUCCUUCUGAAGUUGUUGAAUCAAAAACCUUAGGAGAAAACUUGGAUGAAGGUUUUGGAUCUCUGCACGAGAAGGGUAAUAUGGAUGGACCAAGUUUUCCAGGGGAUAAUGUUAAUAGUCAGAAUAAAUCUUGUGAAAAUUUAGAUAGACUCCAGAAGCUGUACACUGGGAAUGAACCAAAUAUAUCAGAAAGCUUAAAUUCUCCCAAGGGCCCAUCACCUAUACAUAAUUCUGAUAAAAACAUGACACUACUGAAUAAACCUUCUGAAAGAUCUGAUGGUUCUCAUUCUGAACAAUCAAGGUGCAAUGCAAGUUCGGAAUUAGUUGCAACAAUUGAAAGGCUCAAUUUUCCUACAGGGAAGCACUGGGCUGCUUCUAAGGGAGUUGACAGGGUGCCCACCAUGUCUGACAUUGGGUUUAAGGACAGUUCUCAUAGUUUGUAUACAGAACAUGGUGAACUUCCUGGUGCCAUUCUGGUUGAUAAGAAAACUGGUUCUGAAGAUGAGCUGUCUAACCUGGUCAGUGAUAAGAAAAGUAAUGUUGUUUUGGGUCAAGAUAACAAAAAUAAUUUUGAAUGUAAACCAUCACAGCAAUCAAUUGAGGCAGUUGGGUCAUCCAUUCCCCGGGUACAGUCUUAUGUGAAUACAAUAAUAUCUGAUAUUCACAUUGAGCAAGAACUAGCAGGGGAUAUACCUUACAGAAAUUGUGUCAACGAAGCAGAGCAGCAUAAAGACAUGUCUACCAUUAAGAACAAUGAUAGUGAAGAAAUUAAGUUCUCGGAGACUAGCUUGGAUGAGGAACUGCUAAUUCUAGAUCAGGAAUGUAUCAAUAUGGUAGAUGAGCAGAGGAAGCUUGAACGUAAUGCAGAAUCUGUGAGUAGUGAGAUGUUUGCAGAGUGUCAGGAAUUGCUGCAAAUGUUUGGCUUACCCUACAUUAUUGCACCAAUGGAGGCAGAAGCUCAAUGUGCUUAUAUGGAGCUUACAAACCUUGUUGAUGGUGUUGUCACUGAUGAUUCUGAUGUAUUCUUAUUUGGAGCACGAAGUGUUUACAAGAAUAUAUUUGAUGAUCGGAAAUAUGUGGAGACUUACUUCAUGCAGGACAUUGAGAAGGAGCUUGGAUUAACAAGGGAAAAGUUAAUGCGAAUGGCAAUGCUUCUUGGGAGUGACUACACUGAAGGGGUUAGUGGAAUUGGUAUUGUUAAUGCUAUUGAGGUAGUGAAUGCAUUCCCAGGAGAAGAUGGACUUCAUAAAUUCCGGGAGUGGAUUGAAUCCGCAGAUCCUACUAUCUUGGGGAAGCUUAAUGUGAAAGAAGGAUCCAGUGCAAGGAAGAGAGGGUCUGAAAGAAGGACCGGAGAUCAGAAAACGUUUCAAGCUGACAAGAACAAGCAGUCUACUGAUUGUAUAGAUGACAUAAAGCAGAUUUUCAUGGACAAGCAUAGGAAUGUGAGCAAAAACUGGCAUAUACCCUCUUCAUUCCCAAGUGAAGCAGUUAUUUCUGCAUAUUCUUCGCCACAAGUCGAUAAGUCAACUGAGUCAUUCACAUGGGGAAGGCCAGAUCUUUUUGUCCUUCGCAAACUGUGCUGGGAGAAAUUUGGAUGGGGUAGUCAGAAAUCGGACGAGUUGCUUCUGCCUGUUUUAAGAGAAUACGAAAACCGUGAGACUCAAUUGCGAAUGGAAGCCUUCUACACUUUCAACGAAAGAUUUGCGAAAAUCCGUAGCAUGAGAAUUAAGAAAGCAGUUAAAGGAAUCACCGGAAACCAGUCGUCGGAGCUGAUAGAUGAUAGCAUGCAACAAGGUUCUAAAAGUAGGAAAAAGAGAAGAGUUAGCCCAGUCCAAAGUGGAGAAAAAUCAGGGGAAAGUUCAAACAUGAAAAGGAACAUUUCUCAAUGUCAGAGCAAAUCCAUGGAGAAAACAGUGCCUAAGACAUCAAGGAAACGGCAACACUCUGGUAAGGAUGUUCCAUCUCAAAUGAGCACUCCAGAACAACAACAGAUGUCGCAGACUAAGAGCCCCAAACAAUCAGAUGGGAAUGGAAGAGGUAGAGGUCGUGGUGAAGGAAGAAAAAGGCGUAAAGCAAGUCGUGAUUUUCAGCAGUCUGAAACCAGCUCUUCUGAUGAUGAUAGUGGUAAUGAUAAUCGGGAAGUUGAUGAGAAGUUAGAUCAGCCUCGUGAAGUGCGAAGGUCCAAGCGAACUCGAAAAGUUGUGAGUUACACCGUGAAUGACCUAGAAGAUGAGGCUGAAGUGAGCCAUAAAGACUCCUCUGGUGAAGACGCAAUGGAGAAAGAAGCAGGUAAUGGUGUAAAAGAAAAGAUCCAAUCUGAAGCUAGAGAGCCUUCUUCGAUCGAUGGAGACUAUCUUGAAACAGGAGGUGGAUUCUGCAUGGAUGAGAGGGCAACUGAUCAACCUGAUGAAAACCAAGAAGUUGAUCCCUCUGAAACUGAACCAGCUAAUGAUUACCUGAAAAUGGGAGGCGGAUUUUGCACUGGAGAAAGAGACGAUGAUCAACCCGAGGCAAGCCAACAUGAUCCCUCUUUUGAAACCGAACCGACUAACGAUUACCUGGAAAUGGGAGGUGGAUUUUGCAUGGAAGAAAGUGAGACAACCAAGGAUCUAGAUACUGGUUACUACCAAGAUCCUGUACAAGCAACCGAGUGCUUUGCUUUUAUGGACAAAGCCAAUGAUAAUAAUAAACCAAUUGUUGCACCGUGUCUGGACUAUCAAAAUGCUGCAAAUAAAGAUGAUUGCAAGGAAAGUGCACCACUUCAAGAGACAAGCUCAAGUGGUGUCAGAGCGACAUUCAUAGGCGGUCUAAGGGCAAUGCCUUGCUUGAAGAGAAAGCGCCGGAAGAGGUGAACUGCAGUCGAAUUUCUGGCUUGUCUGAAACAAUUAGAGCAUGCAAGUUAUCAAUCUGUUUUCUCUUGGGACUUGUGUAAAUUAAAAAUUCUCUAGACUCCGAAUAUUGGACUAUAGAUGACAAAAUCUCAAAGCUGAAUUUCAAGAAAGUUC